AUGUCUCCAACAAUGGCAGUAAGUGAUCCGAAGGGUGAGGAUGACCACACACCGGGAAGUCAAUAUCAGAAAGGAGUGAAGCAGCUGGUUGAGAAUGGCCUUCACACUGUACCUAAAAAAUACAUACUUCCUCCUUCUGAUCGACCUGCUUAUACGAAUUCAGAAGAUUCAAAUGUUCUCAAGCAAAACCUUCAGCUACCCAUCAUUGAUUUUUCUGAUUUGCUUGGUCCAAGUAGGCCCCAAGUUCUUCAAUCCCUAGCCAAUGCUUGUGAACAGUACGGAUUUUUUCAGCUUGUAAACCAUGGCAUCUCAGAUGAUGUUAUCAACAGCAUGAGAGAUGUGGUUGGCAGGUUCUUCGAUCUUCCUUUUGAGGAAAGAGUUAAGUACAUGACAACUGAUAUGCGUGCACCGGUUCGAUAUGGAACAAGCUUCAGCCAAACCAAAGACACUGUAUUCUGCUGGAGAGACUUCUUGAAACUCCUUUGCCAUCCCUUGCCUGAUUUCCUACCCCAUUGGCCUAGUUCCCCCAUGGACUUUAGGAAAGAGGCGGGUACCUACGCGGAAGAAACCAAACACUUAUUCCUGACGUUGAUGGAAGCCAUCGAAGAGAGCUUAGGAAUAAGAAAAGGUGACGAAGAAAAGGACAAUAUUCUGAAAGAGUUGGAAGAUGGGAGCCAAAUGAUGAUGCUCAAUUUCUACCCAACAUGCCCUGAACCCGAUUUAACACUGGGGAUGCCACCUCACUCUGAUUAUGGAUUCCUCACACUCCUCCUCCAAGAUGAGGUUGAGGGCUUGCAGAUCCAAUUCCAAGAACAAUGGUUCACUGUUAAACCUCUCAAAAAUGCCUUUGUUGUCAAUGUUGGUGAUCAUCUAGAGAUAUACAGCAACGGGAAAUACAAGAGUGUGAUACACAGAGUUCUUGUGAAUGCAGAGAAGAAUAGGACAACAGUGGCAUCGCUGCAUAGCCUUCCUUUCAACUGCACAGUAAGACCGUCACCCAAACUCAUUGACGAAGGGAAUCCCAAACGUUACGAAGACACCGAUUUUGAUACUUUUCUAGCUUACGUUACUACCCGAGAGCCCAAGGUCAAGGAUUUCCUCCACUCUAGGCAAUUGACAAAACAUGAUUUUAAAAACAAUUACAAUUAA
Abrus precatorius (Indian licorice) is the source of this 1149-nucleotide messenger RNA. RefSeq names its product protein DMR6-LIKE OXYGENASE 1-like. The record is from RefSeq and is a predicted model, not a curated record. NCBI's taxonomy places the organism in Eukaryota, Viridiplantae, Streptophyta, Magnoliopsida, Fabales, Fabaceae. Bases 1 to 1149 code for a protein of 382 amino acids. The transcript is spliced from 4 exons.